GUUAUGUAAUGUAAUAGACACAUUACAGGGUUUGUGAAACUUGUGAGUAGUGGUGACGGUGUGGGCUGUGCUGUGCUGUGCUGAGCUGGUGCCAUUUUCGUCCUUCUCUUUUUCUUCCCACCUUCUUCUUCUUCUUCUUCUUCCUUCUUCCUUCUCUCUUCUCAUCCCUAACAACCACACAUGGACCAGUCAGGUAGUACCCUUGGCAAAGCAUGACGGAUUCCCUUGGCAAAGCAUGAAGGAUUUCAUUUAUGAUUUUCAAUACUUAGCUGAAGGUCUUUGCUGGUGUUCCCUGGAGGGAGACCUUUGACUUCAUUGCUGUAACAGGUUAUUGGUGAUUUUCCAAAUUCAAACUAACAUUCGAGAUCCAGAAAGAGAAAUAAGCUAAAUUGGUGUAUUUUGCCUGAUUUGUAGUCCUGGCGUCUUAGUGGAAUUGGGGGCGAUCUGAUCAGAGAUAUUGUUUUCCGAUUCUUCAAUGGAUUCAAUUCCAAAUAAAGUUUAUUACUGCUGUGUUUCUAAGGGUAACCACGUCCUGUAUGCCUAUAGUGGUGCAGGCCAGGAAGUUGAGAAUGUUGCGGCCUUGUGCUUGGAGAGCGCUCCUCCUUUCCACCGGUGGUAUUUUGAGACAGCAGGUAAAAGGUCUUAUGGUUUUUUAAUGGAAGAUGGGUAUGUUUACUUCACAAUUGUUGAUGAAGGACUUGGUAACUCAGUAGUUCUUCGGUUUCUGGAGCAUGUUAGAGAUGAAUUCAGAAAGCUAUCUAAGAAAGGUUCUAGGGGAAAAUUGCCAAACAUGAAUUCAACUCACAUUCAGGAGAAACUGGUUCCUAUCAUCCGUGGUCUGAUCACUUCAUUGGAGAAUGUCUCACAUGGUAGUGGUAAUCGGAGAGAUGAAAAAUCACCAUCUUUCCAUGUAGAUCUGUCUCCAUCACCAAGUAAUUUGAAUGGACAAAUUGAAGGUGCUAGUUCCACGAAAGCCCCUUUAUUGGGAAGAUCUAGCAAGCCAGAGAAGAAGAAAGUAAAGGAUCAUGUGAUUGCAAUGAGAGAUGUUGAGUUAGAGGAGCAUCGAAAAUCUACAGAUAGAGGAGCAAAGACUGAUUCGGGAAAUCUGGAUUGUAAUAGCCAAGGUAGUGCUGGUGCAUCUGUCUCUUUGCAAAAGGAUAUGGGUAUGAGGAUGAGAUCAGCCCCUCAAAACAUUCGUCGGAAGUGGUGGCGCCAAGUACGCAUUGUUCUAGCCAUUGAUGCUGCUGUGUGUAUAAUAUUAUUUGUUAUCUGGUUAGUAAUAUGCCGUGGUAUAUCCUGCAUUCGUUAGAAUAUGAUCUUCUUAUGUGUCUCUUUUGAAUCCUUAUCGUAUCGAAACUUGAGCUUUUCCAUGCAUGAUCUGAUCAAACAUCAAUUGGUUUCUUUAGGGGAGCAUAUAGAUGGAAGUCACAUUAUUUCUCUUGUCUGUUGUGAGUAAGAUAUUAAGUUAAGUGCUUACUGUAGGCAUGUGCUUCUGGUUGCCCCAAUAGAUGGGCAUUUUAAUUUUAAGAGUCUACUGUACAGUUUCCCACUUUUAAACA
Molecule: messenger RNA, 1559 nt
Organism: Lotus japonicus
Lineage: Eukaryota; Viridiplantae; Streptophyta; Magnoliopsida; Fabales; Fabaceae
Product: phytolongin Phyl1.1-like
Exons: 3
Coding region: 476-1309 (277 amino acids)
Cellular component (GO): membrane
Source: RefSeq, a predicted model, not a curated record